CCCAGCUGCCGAAGUCUCAGGAGACAGAAAGGGGUUUGGUCCCUUAACAGCAAUGACUUGGGUGCUUUAAAAUAUCAACUGUAAUAUAAACUUUAACUGAAAGCGAACUCUGCUUCCGUCUGUUCAUUGGCGAAGUUGACAACUGCUAUACCCACAAAGAUAAUAUUAUCUGCUAUUUUUUAUUUAUUUAUUUAUUUAUUUUACUGCUGAAACUGACAUACCAGUAUUCAGAAACUGAUAAAGUUACAAGAGAAAAAAAAUGAAACUGGAAGUUUUCUACGGGAGCAGUACUGAGGAGAAGCCCUUGGAAGUGUGCAGCGAUGCUGAGGUCAGUAUCCCUUCUCCGCUUUCCGGCGAAGAAGAGCUAGGUUCAGAUGGGGACUGCGUAGCAAAUAGCCCUGCACCUGUUAACGCGGCCGCUGAUGGUAAGGGCAAGACCUACACCAGGAGACCCAAACCACCAUAUUCCUACAUCGCACUGAUCGCCAUGGCAAUUAGAGACUCUACAACUGGACGUCUCACUCUGGCUGAGAUCAACGACUACCUGAUGAAGAAAUUCCCCUUUUUUAGAGGAAGUUAUACCGGCUGGAGGAACUCGGUACGCCACAACCUGUCUCUGAACGACUGCUUUCUGAAAGUGCUUCGGGACCCUUCCAGACCAUGGGGCAAGGACAACUACUGGAUGCUGAACCCAAACAGCGAGUACACCUUUGCCGAUGGGGUAUUCCGGCGCAGGAGGAAGCGAAUCAACAAAAAAACUGCGAAAGACCCGGAGGGUAUAGAUCAUCCUGUCAAUGAGGAGCUACCCAGUUCCAUCGCCACUGCCUCAGUUGUUAAAGAUGACAGAGCAGGGACCAAGUUUUCAAGCUCCUUUGCUAUUGAUAGCAUCUUGAGCAGGCCCUUCAAGAGAAAAGAGGACAUCCAGCCAGAGCCUUGCAGUGGCAGAGAUUUGUGGCCAAAUAGCAGCCCCUUGAUGCCUUAUCUUGUGUCAUAUCCACCUGCUGCUGUAGCUCACAUUCAGCCGGUGUUUACAAUCAACCCCCGUGCCUCGCAUUUGCUGCAGGCGUACAGGUAUGGCUUAUCAGACCCAGUCCUUGGAGCAGACCAUCUUGUUAAUUAUUUGGCAGCAGACGGCAUGCCCAACUCCGAGGUUUACCCUGCCAUCCGAAUACCAACUGCUGUGCGAGCGUCAACCAGCAGCUGCCACUCAUUCAAAAUUGACUCUUUGCUUGGAUGAGAGGGAUGGAGGAGACAAAGGAAGCAUUUUUCCUGAGCACUUUCUUAAAGACUAUACUGUACUGUGUUUGAUAACUAAAUGCAUCUCAUUGCAUUGACUUGAGGUUUGACAAUCAGUCGCUUGAGACUGAGAACGUAACAUGUUUUUGGUAUUUUGUUAUUGUUUGACAACCAGUUUUUCUGGUCACUACAAAUUAUGGAUGAAACAAGUUCAGGUAUAUUAUAAUAAGUUAUAGUUUUGUUUUGUUUUGUUUUUUUUAACACAGACCUUUGUAUGUGUUUGACAGAUUAUUUUGGUAAUUUCUGCUGCAAACGAUGGCAUGAUUGUGCCAAAAUUUAGAAAACGCUGAUUAUUUUUUAUUAUUAUUAUUAUUAUUAUUAUUAUUAUUAUUAUUAUUAUUAUUAUUAUUAUUAAUGCUAUUAUUAUUUAUGUAUGUAUUAUUGCAAGCAAUGUUUUUUUUUUUUUUUUGUAUGACGGGCUGCAGCGUUUUGUGGUUUAAGUAAAGGCUGAUGUUAAUAGUGACUAAGCUCGAAUCGAGCUAUAGAGUUGUACACAAUUUGUACUGUUUCAGAAAGUGACCACUGCCAAUGUAAUCCAGGCGAUUAUUGUGUAUAUUUUCUUAAAAUGAUACAUUAAUGUUAUUUUUUAAUAAAAUCUUUUACUAAACAAGUAUAGUGUGAAAUGC
Messenger RNA from Acipenser ruthenus (sterlet), 1922 nucleotides. Its product is annotated as forkhead box protein Q1-like. Gene Ontology annotation, molecular function: DNA-binding transcription factor activity, RNA polymerase II-specific; RNA polymerase II cis-regulatory region sequence-specific DNA binding. Bases 260 to 1237 code for a protein of 325 amino acids. Lineage: Eukaryota; Metazoa; Chordata; Actinopteri; Acipenseriformes; Acipenseridae. The record is from RefSeq and is a predicted model, not a curated record. Gene Ontology annotation, biological process: regulation of transcription by RNA polymerase II; cell differentiation; anatomical structure morphogenesis. The transcript has a single exon.